AUUGUCCAUGCGGAAAUAUCGGAGCAAUCGAUUUGACAUUGGCCUUAAGUUUGACACUGCAAUUUUGAUUUGUUUUGCGUUCAGUGUAUGAAUGGAGCUUCCACCGGAGACAGAUAAAAAUAAAUAAAUAUUUAUUUUCCAAAUGUUUAAACGCGAACGUGUCGAAUUAAACGUUCUUCAGCAAGUCAAAACACAGUAUUCUAUUAUUUAUUUUUCUUUGAAUAAAAAAUAUUUACGAUGAGUUCCCACGGAAACAGCGAUGCUAAUCAGGAUUACGAGGAGGAAUUCCUGUUGGAAUUGGGAAAUGAAACAGAUAUGGUUGACUGCAGCGCAAUGGACUACGAUCCAUUCAUAGAGGAGGAGGAGGAGGAGAAUGCUGUCGAAUGCUUAUCGGUCGAAAAAGUAGCCGUGACAAGUGAUUUAGAAGUUGUCGAAACGGAGCCGACCAUAUACUCAUUUAAAGGUGUAUUUUGCCAGCGCCACUUCCGCAAUCAACUUCGACCCAGGGAAACCUUCAUCAAGGAAAUUUGUGGUAAUUCAGUUGCGGAAGUAAUUCAAAGUCUCUGGGAAGCAGGAAAAGAUUUGACAAAACGGCUCGUUAUUUUCAAUGAAAAUGGCCCACAGUGGUCGGAGAAGGAAAAACCUUCCGUCGAAGACGCGUCGCAAUUCAUAACGCUCCAGUAUCAAGCAAAGAAAAAAAAUUACUGUACUACGACCUUGACUCCGAGACUUCUUCAAAGAUGGAGAGAUAAAACGAUUAAAGUUUUUGUCUAUACCUAUUCAACAAAUAUCGAGACCAGCGCACAAUUUCAACAAGUGCUAAAGCAAUUAGUCACUCCAAAAAAUCCAGACCGGGCGGGGGCGAACUCAACACGGGAUGAUUCAAUGUUGGCAAACGAAUUACGUCAAAAACAUCCGCAUUUGGAAGGCUUCCACAGCUCCUGGAUGUUAUGGGCCAAUUAUAUUAACUCUGCAGAAGCGCAUGAACGUGAAAGCAUGAGAAAUGCUGUUAAUCCUCCCGUUGAAAUUUCAAAAUAUUUCCGCUGGGUAGCGGUUUCGGAAGCAGCACGUUUGCAGUCGGUGCACAGAGGUAUGCAAGUUGCACAAACGGUUAACACCCAUUGGGCGAAUGAAAUUAAAAAAAUUAAGGAUAAUGUUUCUAUGGCUCUAACAUUGUUGCAAGGUGCUGCGCAAUGUAUCGAAGCAUUGGAAGCGCGAUCAACAGUGAGUUCAGAAUUGAUCACUGCCAUGCAAUCAGCUGUACAACCGGAGGAAGCUGAAUUGAGCCGCAGUCUGAUUUCACAUGUAACCGAUUGCAGUGAUGUUGAUCAUCAGUGAAACGGGAGUGAACCGCAAACUUGAUCUGAAUAUUAUUUCUUCAUAAUAAUACCACAAUGUUUUAUGUAACAUUUUUAUUUCAUGAAAUAAACAAAACGAAGUCUAACUAAGGUACAAUAUUAAAAUCAAUAAUUUUGAGAUCUUGUUCUAAACCUUUCUCUGGCAAAAAAGUUCCUCCAGCGUAGUACCCGCAAUGCUCAAAAAGUUUUAAACAUGGAUAAAUCCUGAAUUGGUUUAUUGCGUCACAAACCUCAUUGCGAAUGCGGCUAUUUACCUGGUGGUUCCGUACAAGAUUCUUCUUAAUCAGUCCGAAAACAAUCUCCAAGGGGUUGAAGAACGGACAGUAAGCUGGCAAGAACACAGGCAAAAUGCCAAUGGAUCGAAGAUAUUUAAUGAUAUUCGCAUCACAGUGAAUUCUAGCGCCAUCCAUUAUCCAUACAGAGUGAAACCCUGGAUAGCUUUGAACUUGAUGAUUACGAAGUGCGAAAUCUCGGCAACACUGAACAAAUUUUAUCCGGGUGAAUGUGCCCUCAGUCCAAAAGCUUUCCAAGAUUCCUCCGGUGCCAAGGAAGCACAAAAAUGAUGCUCGUGGUUUGCGGCAAAA
Topomyia yanbarensis is the source of this 1942-nucleotide messenger RNA. RefSeq lists its product as uncharacterized. The record is from RefSeq and is a predicted model, not a curated record. The transcript has 2 exons. Bases 238 to 1338 code for a protein of 366 amino acids. NCBI's taxonomy places the organism in Eukaryota, Metazoa, Arthropoda, Insecta, Diptera, Culicidae.